Messenger RNA from Aspergillus homomorphus CBS 101889, 665 nucleotides. RefSeq lists its product as uncharacterized. Gene Ontology annotation, molecular function: methyltransferase activity. Bases 42 to 629 code for a protein of 195 amino acids. The record is from RefSeq and is a predicted model, not a curated record. The transcript is spliced from 2 exons. NCBI's taxonomy places the organism in Eukaryota, Fungi, Ascomycota, Eurotiomycetes, Eurotiales, Aspergillaceae.
CCCACUUUUGCCCACUUCUCCCCUCCCCCCCCCUGUUCACCAUGGCCUCGCGCAUCGAAGCCCUGGCCACGACCAUCGCCGACUCGGCCCAGCAACUACGAACCCUGCUAGCGCAGCACGGAAUUGACGAGCCCUCGUUCGCGGCCGCCUGUCCUCCGUCGCUGGCGCUGCCCCGGCCCGUCGAGGCCGCGCGCAACGCCCUCGUGCACGCCGCGUGCGAGAUCCAGGAUCUGCUGCUCGACCCGGCCGAUCUCCUACGGUCCUAUGCCAUUCACGCCCAUCUCAUUGCCCUGCACUUCAUCCAGCAGUUCAACAUCGCGCAACUGGUCCCUCCCGCCGGAACCAUCUCCUUUGCCGCCCUAUCUGCGCAAUGUCACGUCCCCGAAGCCGACGUCCGGCGCCUCCUCCGCCACGCCAUGACAAUUCGCGUCUUCGACGAGCCCGCUGAGAACGAAGUCGCCCACACGCGCGCCAGCAUGCUCCUGCGCCAGGAAGGGUUCCACGGCUGGAUUGGCUCGACCUGCGCGAAUAGCUGGCCCGGCGCGACCAGGGUAUAUAGUGCCCAGCGCCAGCACGCCGGCUCAUCUCGGCUAACCCGGGUGUUAUUGCAUAGACUAUCGAAGCGUUGAAGCGUUUUCCCGGUUCCGAGGAACCGAAUGAGUCGG